Molecule: messenger RNA, 785 nt
Organism: Trichoderma asperellum CBS 433.97
Lineage: Eukaryota; Fungi; Ascomycota; Sordariomycetes; Hypocreales; Hypocreaceae
Cellular component (GO): mitochondrial matrix
Source: RefSeq, a predicted model, not a curated record
CUUUUUUUUUUUCACCUCGACCUAACCAUCUAAUAUCUGCCAUCUCCAGCAGCAGUAAAUUCAAAAGAACAAUCGACAUUCUCAAACAUGAUCUGCUCAUCUUGCCGCUCCGCGCUGCGCCUGCGCCUCCUCACCUCCCUCCCAGCGCGCCCCUCCAUUGCGCCCAUCAUCACAAGCUCUUUCAAACCCGCCGCCGCCGCCAAAGCCUCUCCCCAGCGCAGCAGCAGCAUCCGCUACCUCUCCUCAACUCCCUCGCGCCAAUUCUCCUCCUCCCCCUCUUCCAGCCAGCAACAGCCGCAAGAAGCAGACGAAGACACGGGCAUGACCCCCGCCGAGUCGUCCAUCGCCGCCAUCCUCGCCUCCAAGCUCAACCCCACGUCGCUCCUCGUACAGGACAUCUCCGGCGGCUGCGGCAGCAUGUACGCCAUUGACAUCACGUCGUCUGCGUUCAAGGGGCUCAAUAUGCUCAAGCAGCAGCGUCUGGUCAACAGCGCGCUGGGGGACCUCGUCAAGCAGUGGCAUGGAGUGCAGAUACGGACGAGGGUGCCUCCUGAGGAUGCUUGAGGGAGCUGGAAAUAGAAAAAAAGAAAUAAAUAAACAAAUCAAAAAUGGAGAGAAAUAUGAAAGGGAGCUUAAAGGCUUAGAAUAUAGCCAAUUGUAUAAAUAGCAAGAGGAUUGGAUGGGUAUUGGGAGCCCAUAGGCAGGCGAAUGUAUUCGAAUAGUUGUCUAUUGUACCGCCUUGGAAUAAGCAUCUCUAUUCUGUAAUAAUAUGGAUUAUACGACGC